Molecule: messenger RNA, 366 nt
Organism: Guyanagaster necrorhizus
Lineage: Eukaryota; Fungi; Basidiomycota; Agaricomycetes; Agaricales; Physalacriaceae
Exons: 1
Coding region: 1-366 (121 amino acids)
Source: RefSeq, a predicted model, not a curated record
AUGAUCAAUAUCUUCUUUUUUGAACUUGUCACUACUCUUUCAGCCAUCCACUAUAUAGUAUCUCUACUCAAACCCUCUCAUCACCUUUUACUUUUCAUGGAUAGCCUUGAUUUUGUUGCUGCAUUUGAUUCUCUAUUGGUAUUGGAACCUCUUUAUAAUAAAUCCUUACUUGGAGCUGCAGGUCUGAUACUCUGUUCAGGAAUUGACAUUUGUAUUCAAUAUAUUAAUGGAAAAGAUAAUAUCCAGGCUGAUAUGCUUUUCCAACUCCUUUUGGAUGAAUAUCAUCAUAAAUUCCCUGCUGACUGCAUCUGCACUUUCACUCCACCAAGAGAUCUACUGCCAGUGCAAUGGAGACAAUCUUUCUAA